GAUUGAAUGUGGAAACAUACAGAAACAAGAGCAAGGCGCCUCGAAGAAGAGUGCGAAGAGGAAUGUGAAGCGUGAUGAUGGUGAAGAGAAUCCUGAUGAGUUUGUUGAUCCAGAGACGCCACUUGGUGAGAGAAAAAAGAUGUCAAAGCAAAUGGCCAAACAGUAUAGUCCAACUGCUGUCGAGAAGUCAUGGUACCCGUGGUGGGAGAAAUCAGGCUUUUUUGUGGCAGAUGCUAAAAGCUCCAAGCCACCAUUCGUAAUUGUUCUUCCGCCUCCAAAUGUGACUGGGGCUCUACACAUUGGUCAUGCCCUUACUACUGCUAUUCAGGAUACAAUCAUCCGUUGGAGGAGAAUGUCUGGAUAUAAUACCUUGUGGGUUCCUGGCAUGGACCAUGCUGGGAUAUCAACACAGGUUGUUGUGGAGAAGAAGCUAAUGCGUGAACAGAAAUUAACCAGGCAUGACCUUGGUCGUGAGGCCUUUGUAUCUGAGGUGUGGAAAUGGAAGGACAAGUAUGGGGGUACCAUAUUAAGACAGCUACGUCGUUUGGGUGCCUCUCUUGAUUGGUCACGAGAGUGCUUUACAAUGGAUGAUAAGCGAUCAAAGGCAGUAACUGAGGCUUUUGUUCUGUUACAAAAGGAAGGUCUCAUAUAUCGGGAUCUUCGGCUAGUGAAUUGGGAUUGUGUCUUACGAACAGCUAUAUCUGAUAUCGAGGUAGAUUAUACUGACAUCAAAGAAAAGACGCCGUUAGAGGUUCCUGGUUAUAAAAAUCCAGUUGAAUUUGGUGUUUUAACAUCGUUUGCAUACCCUCUGGAAGAAGGAUUGGGUGAGAUUGUUGUUGCCACGACUAGGGUGGAAACAAUGCUUGGUGAUACUGCCAUAGCUAUUCAUCCUGAUGAUACAAGGUAUAGUCAUUUGCAUGGAAAAUUUGCGAUACAUCCGUUUAAUGGAAGAAAACUUCCUAUUGUCUGUGAUGGAAUUCUUGUUGAUCCGAACUUUGGGACUGGAGCUGUUAAGAUAACUCCAGCCCAUGAUCCAAAUGAUUUUGAGGUUGGCAAGCGGCACAAUCUUGAAUUUAUAAACGUUUUUACUGAUGAUGGAAAAAUAAAUAGUAAUGGUGGUUCGGAAUUUGAGGGGAUGCUACGUUUUGAGGCCCGUGUUGCUGUGACUGAAGCAUUACAAAAGAAGGGGUUGUAUAGAGGUGCUAAAAACAACGAGAUGCGCCUUGGCCGUUGUUCAAGAAGUAAUGACGUAAUAGAGCCAAUGAUAAAGCCCCAGUGGUAUGUUAACUGCAAAAGCAUGGCAGCAGAGGGUCUUGGUGCAGUCAAUAGUGGGAAGCUUGAGAUCAUCCCAGAACAGUAUAAGGCUGAAUGGAGAAGAUGGCUAGAGGGCAUUCGUGACUGGUGUAUCUCGAGGCAACUUUGGUGGGGUCACCGAAUUCCUGCAUGGUAUGUUGCAUUGGAAGAUGAUGAAUUGAAGGAACUUGGUUCAUAUAAUGACCAUUGGAUAGUUGCUAGAGAUGAGAAAGAGGCACUAGUAGAGGCUAGCAAAAAAUUUUCCGGGAAGAAGUUUGAGUUGUGUCAAGAUCCUGAUGUACUUGACACCUGGUUUUCUUCUGGUCUCUUUCCAUUAUCAGUUUUGGGGUGGCCAGAUGAUACAGAUGACCUGAAGACAUUUUAUCCUACUUCUGUUCUUGAAACUGGGCAUGACAUUCUCUUUUUCUGGGUUGCUCGAAUGGUGAUGUUAGGAAUUAAACUGGGCGGUGAUGUACCUUUCAGAUAUGUAUAUCUGCAUCCAAUGAUUCGUGAUGCUCAUGGACGGAAGAUGUCAAAGUCUUUGGGAAAUGUUAUUGAUCCCCUUGAAGUUAUAAAUGGUAUAUCCCUUGAAGGUCUUCAGAAGAGGUUGGAGGAGGGUAACUUGGAUCCUCGUGAGCUGGUUGUUGCAAAAGCCGGACAGAAGAAAGAUUUCCCUAAUGGUAUUGCUGAAUGUGGCGCAGAUGCCCUUCGAUUUGCACUUGUUUCAUACACAGCUCAGUCUGAUAAAAUAAAUUUGGAUAUUCAAAGAGUUGUGGGAUAUCGUCAAUGGUGUAACAAACUGUGGAAUGCCGUUCGAUUUGCUAUGAGCAAACUUGGAGAGGAUUAUGUUCCUCCAUCGAGUAUCAAUCCAGAACUCAUGCCAUUUAGCUGCAAGUGGAUACUCUCAAUUCUGAAUGGGGCCAUAUCAGAAACUGUAACAUCAUUAAAUUCAUUUGAAUUCUCAGCGGCAGCCAGCACAGUGUAUUCAUGGUGGCAAUAUCAGUUUUGUGAUGUUUUCAUUGAGGCAAUAAAGCCUUACUUUGUCGGUGAUGCAUUUAUCUCUGAGAGGAGUUCUGCACAAGAUGCUCUCUGGGUAUGCCUAGAAAAUGGCUUGCGGUUACUUCAUCCAUUUAUGCCGUUUGUCACUGAAGAAUUGUGGCAGCGCCUUCCACAACCAAGUGGCUAUACAAGAAAAGAAUCAAUCAUGUUGUGUGAAUACCCAUCACCUGUUGAGAACUGGACAAAUGAAAAGGCCGAAAAAGAAAUGAAGACUGUUGAGUCCACUGUGAAAUGCCUUAGGUCGCUCAGGGCAGAGGUGCUUGGGAAGCAAAAAAAUGAGAGGCUACCAGCUUUUGCGUUUUGCCAAACUGAAGAAGUGGCAGAGACUAUCAAAAGUCAUGAAUUGGAGAUUUUAACACUUGCCACUAUAUCAUCUUUAAAGGUUCUAUUGAGCGGAAGAGAUGAUGCUCCGGUUGGAUGUGCAUUUGAUACUGUGAAUGAAGAAGUUAAAAUUUAUCUAAAGGUUCAAGGGGCUCUCGAUGCAAAACAAGAACUCGGAAAGAUCAAGAAUAAGAUGGCUGAUAUAGAAAAACAAAAGGAGAAAUUGGAGAAGGUUAUUAACGCAACUGGUUAUCAAGAAAAAGUUCCAUCUCAUAUUCAAGAAGAGAACGCUGCAAAGCUGGCUAAACUUCUUCAAGAAUGUGAAUUUUUUGAAAAGGAGAGCUCGCGCUUGGAAGCUGAAAUGGGACAGUAGAUCCAAUCAUAGACAUUAUUCAAAUUCUGUAAGUUUGUUCAAUGUCCGUCCAACCUUACAUUGAUCAAGUUUUGAGACAGAAGGGUCGCCGCUAGGGUCUCAAUCUGUACCUGAUUUUAUUUUUUUUAUUUUCAAAAUGGGACCGAGGCCCUUGCAAUAUUCUUUCUCUGAUAUUAGCUGAAACGCUAAUCUUCGUAGUUGUAUAAUUAUUCAAAGUUGCUGGCUUAGCU
Molecule: messenger RNA, 3276 nt
Organism: Pistacia vera
Lineage: Eukaryota; Viridiplantae; Streptophyta; Magnoliopsida; Sapindales; Anacardiaceae
Product: valine--tRNA ligase, mitochondrial 1
Exons: 18
Coding region: 140-3046 (968 amino acids)
Biological process (GO): valyl-tRNA aminoacylation
Cellular component (GO): cytosol
Molecular function (GO): valine-tRNA ligase activity; aminoacyl-tRNA deacylase activity; ATP binding
Source: RefSeq, a predicted model, not a curated record